Messenger RNA from Cladocopium goreaui, 2104 nucleotides. Lineage: Eukaryota; Dinophyceae; Suessiales; Symbiodiniaceae. The record is from the annotation of a GenBank genome assembly.
GUCAACUCAUUGCACAACAUGGGCGAUCUGUGGGUCGAAGUCCGCACAGGAGAGAAGAGGUACUACUGGAACGCCACCAACAAUGUGGACGUUCUUUGGGAUCCUCCUCCAGGUGUAAGGGUGAUUUGGGCAGCAGAGAAGCAUCCCGAAACCGGCAAGACGUACUACUGGAACAAGGAGACCAGUGAGAGCGUUUGGACACUUCCGACCCAGAAGCAUGAAGGUGCAGGUUCACCAGAGAACCAGCCACAGCCAUCUACACCUGGCACUGUGGGUGGCUUGAGACAGAGGCAAGAAAGAUGGGCAGAUGUGCGAGACGGUCUCGCUAUGGAUCGCUUGGAAGAUUUCGCGCCAGAACCUUCAGCUGGGCAGAGGAUCCUUGGCUCACUACAUGGUAGACCAGGUCCCGGUGGUCCCAGUGGUUGUGGCUGUGGUCCGUGCCCAAUGGGCCCCAGACCCAUCAGCUCCACCUUCGGUCCCAGCCCCAGCGGCUUCGGUGCCUUCCAACCGCCGCGUGGAUGUGGGGCCUUCGGUGGCUGCGGCGGCUGCGAUGGAUGUGGCUAUGGACCUGGACCCGGACCCAGUGGACCCAGUGGACCCAGUGGACCCAGUGGACGGGGCCAAAGCUAUGGAGCCAGAGCUGAUGCCUUCGCAGUUGGCUAUGACAGCUAUGAUGGCUUCGGAGCCAGAAAUGCCUUUGGAGGAGGCAUUGAGGCUCGUGAAGAGCCUCCAUGGUGGAAAGGUGAGAACAAUGGUGAGUGGUGGUCGCAGUGCCGGCAGCGCUUUCUCUAUGAGGUCGGAGCCGUGAGAGGUGUUCGCAGAGCAUCAAGAGAUGUUUGGGAGAUGCUUCCAGAAGAAGUUGAUCAGCGUAGAAUGGCAUUGUUGGAGUUUGAGUCAUCUACAAGUGCAGCUUCAGUGUUUCCCGCUGACUUUUGCGUAGCUGGCGUUGAUCCUGAUGGUCCGCGAUCCACAGCAACGGUCAGUCCAGGUUUCCUGGUGGCGGCUUUUGCUGACAGCCCCUAUGAUGUCUCGGAUGCCCUGUGGAAUUUGACGCAUUCUUGGUGGGCCCUAGUCAAGGCAACGACCCGCCUGGUGACACUUGUCUUUGUGACUGGCCUGGGUGAGCGCGGCGAGGAUGCCGAUGAGGAGACCAGCUUCCUGGAGCUGCAGCGUCGUUGUCUCAUGCAGUCUCCUGCACCAAUCAUGUUUGCGGCGCAACGCCUCACCAAUGCAGGCAAGCGGCCGCGCCUCUUAGGAGGAUGGCAAGUCUCCAAAGCACACCGCGACCAGGCCAAUGAAUGGCUGCACCCUGGGAGUUGGUGGCCAAGAAGCGGAGGCCACAACUGGGGACCCAAAGCGGCCCCUCGCGAGCGCGGAGGAGGACGGCGAGCUCAUGCUGCUGAAAACUACGACUAUGAGGGCUGGGAAGACGAAGCCUGGGAGAGCUGGGAUGGGGACACCGAGGACGCUUUGGUGGAGAGCGUUACUACUUUUCUUGGAGAUGGCCCCAAAGAGGUUCAAGAGCUUGCAUCCCUCUUUGCGGGGCGCUUUAAUGCAGUGGUGCGCGCAGACCCCAGAAGUGGAUUCAGCAUGGAGAAGAAAAACGAUGGCAGCUUCAAAAGGUGGCUGCUUGGAGUUGGCUUCGAGGCAAGUGCACUCUUCGACCGCAACAAGUGCAUGAUUUCCGUCCCACACGCGAAGCGGACCACCCGUGGAACGAGAGGUGGGAGAAAGAACCGUGGUGCUGACCGAGGUACCAAUUCAGACGGUGAGCAGGAUGGAAUCUUCGAUCCUCCAUAUGGAUUGAAUUCUCCAGAGGCCUUUGAUUUGGAGGAAGAAGUCCUGUCUCAUCUGCGAGAGCAUGGAGAUUGCGACAUGGGAGCCUUACGGCAGGUAAAUGACCUGGGAAGACGCUUCAACGAGGUCUUCUUUCACAAGUCAAAGGUCAAUGAUGGUUCUUGGAAGAAAUGGUUGGUGUCCAUGAGUGCGGUUGAAGUAGUUUGUGAUCCAAAGGUAGCUGCCUUUCAUGGCAACAAGCCCACGGUUGUUCGACUUAAGUGAGUUGCCAGCUGGUUCACCUGUUCAGAGCCCGCGACCGGGAAAA